Messenger RNA from Calliphora vicina (urban bluebottle blowfly), 1251 nucleotides. Its product is annotated as putative nuclease HARBI1. The transcript has 5 exons. The record is from RefSeq and is a predicted model, not a curated record. The coding region runs from base 1 to 1176 and encodes 391 amino acids. NCBI's taxonomy places the organism in Eukaryota, Metazoa, Arthropoda, Insecta, Diptera, Calliphoridae.
AUGGUAUACUAUUGUGGCAUGUGCUCUGCUGAAAUUAUGGAACUUGUUCCCGAAACCCGUAGUCUUCUACGCAACACACGUUCUUCGGCAAGGGCUCAUCAAUUCGUUGUCGACUGGACAGUGGAUCGUACAAAACAUUACUGGGAAAAUUCGUUCUUUAGCCGUACUGUCCUAAGUUUUAAUCUAUUUGUUUAUAAAAUAAAUAGUAAUUAUUUUUUUUACAGGUUUAAAAAACGCUUUAGGGUUACGAAGGAAGCUUUUAACUACAUUCUUGACGAGCUAGAAUUUGUGGCACACUUGUCGACAGCAGUACCUCCAAAAAUACAAUUGGCCUCAACUUUAUUGCUUUUGGCUUCAGGAGGGUUUCAAAACACCGUCGGAAAUGAUUUUCUGAUUGGUGUAGGCCAAAGCACACUUUCCAAAAUAAUCAAAAGAGUGGUGAAUGAAAUGGAAAGCAAGCUAUGUAGUAAAUUUAUUGAGUUUAAUCUCGAUAACUGCGACGAUUCAAAGCAAUUCUUUUUGCAAAAAUACAAAAUUCCUGGAGUAAUCGGCUGUAUAGACGGAACUCAUUUUGGUUUGCAAAAGCCACCAAAUGAGCAUAUGUUUUUUAAUAGAAAGGGGUUCCAUAGCCUUAAUUCCAUGAUUAUAUGUGAUCACAAAUACAGAAUUUUAGCAAUAAAUUCUAAGUAUGGAGGUGCUGCCCAUGAUUCUUUUGUAUGGAAACAGUCUGAGGAAAGAAUUCUUUUAGAACAAAAAUAUAGCUCCAAUUUACGAAAUUUUUGGCUUUUAGGUGAUUCUGGCUACCCGCUUGAGCCGUGGUUGCUAACCCCAUACCGAAGUCCUCAAGAAGGAUCAAUGGAGUCUCGUUUUAACGAUAUACAUUCUAAAGCCAGAUGCGUAGUAGAAAGGACCAUCGGCAUAUUAAAAGCGAGAUGGAAAAUUUUAUGCCAUGACAAAAGAAGUAGGUAUAGUCCUCAAAAAGUGGCAAAAUUUUCAAAUGUUUGUGCUGCACUGCAUAAUAUAUGCAUUCACUUCAAAGUGCCUAAUUACGAGGAUGUCCAGCAAACUCCUGUUGAAAGUACAAUGCUAGAUAUGGAUAAUGGAAACGAGACUCAAAUAACUAAAAUAGGAAAAAAAAUCAGAGAUAAUAUCAAAAAUUCGUUGUGUUCCAAUUAGAAUAAAGAUACAUAAAGGUUUUUAAAAGUAUAUAUUUUUAUUAAUAAAAUAAAAAAAAACGUUUGUUAAAAUAAA